Messenger RNA from Ostrinia furnacalis (Asian corn borer), 2865 nucleotides. It is a transcript of the gene mRRF2, whose product is annotated as mitochondrial ribosome recycling factor 2. Gene Ontology annotation, molecular function: GTPase activity; GTP binding. NCBI's taxonomy places the organism in Eukaryota, Metazoa, Arthropoda, Insecta, Lepidoptera, Crambidae. The record is from RefSeq and is a predicted model, not a curated record. The transcript has 13 exons. The coding region runs from base 57 to 2339 and encodes 760 amino acids. Gene Ontology annotation, biological process: ribosome disassembly; mitochondrial translation. Gene Ontology annotation, cellular component: mitochondrion.
UCAAAAUCAGCUGAGUGCUGGGGAGUGUGAAUUUGGGGCCGUGCAAAUCAAAGAAAAUGAAGACUUUUUGCUAUGUUAAUUAUUACAGAAAACUUCUUAGAAAAGCACCUAUACGAAAUUACUCUUCUAGUGCAAGCGAUAGUAAUAUUGAAAAUAUAAGGAAUAUUGGUAUAUUAGCCCACAUAGAUGCAGGUAAGACUACCACAACCGAGCGCAUGCUCUUCUACUCCGGCAAAAUUCGGUCCAUGGGAGAGGUACACCAUGGGAACACAGUCACCGAUUACAUGGAACAGGAGAGGCAGCGUGGAAUCACCAUUACAUCUGCUGCAGUGUCGUUCCCAUGGAGAGGCAGCCAGAUCAACUUGAUAGACACCCCGGGGCACAUUGACUUCACCAUGGAAGUGGAACAGAGCCUUGCUGUGCUUGAUGGGGCUGUGAUAGUCAUGGAUGCUUCUGCUGGAGUAGAAGCGCAGACGCUCACAGUGUGGCGGCAGGCCGGCGGCUACCGCGUGCCGCGGCUCAUCUACCUUAACAAGAUGGACCGCGCCGACGCCGACCACGCUGCGUGCGCGCGCGCCGUCAGGGACAAGUUGCAAGCGCAGCCGUUAGUGCUGCACGCGCCCGUGCAUCAUGAGGGACGGUUUAUAGGUCUCAUAGAUUUAAUCACACUAGAAGAAGUAAUCUGGACGCAAGGCCGUGGUCAGAACUUCAUCCGGCGAAAACUGACUGAAACCAAAGACGGCCACAAGUGGGAGACCUCUAUGGACAGCCAUAGGCAACUCGUCGACACUCUAUCUUCUAUGGACGACCAGCUAGCCGACACUAUCAUACAACAAGAAUCUCUGGAUAAUUUGAAAAGUAAAGACAUUGAAGCAGCAGUUAGGAGAUGUACCAUAGACAUGAAAGGGUUUCCAUUGCUUUGUGGUAGUUCAUACAAGAAUAUAGGAGUUCAGACGUUGAUGGAUGGUGUAAUAUCUUAUCUGCCUUCUCCGCUGCAAUGCAACGAACUGUAUAAGUGUUUCGGGCAGGACUUGGCUGCGCGUGCGUUUAAAGUACAGCACGACGAUCAGAGGGGGGUUCUGACGUUCUUGAGGCUGUAUGGAGGAGAGAUCAACAAGGGACAGAAGAUAUACAACUUGGCCAGGGAUCGAAGUGAACAGGCUGGGGCUUUAUACGUAGCUCUCGCGGACGAAUACAAGCCAGUUGAGACGGUCACCGCUGGGAAUAUCGCUGUCGUUAGUGCUCUCAAGGCGACGAUGACCGGCGACCUGGUGACGUCAACGCAGUCGGCUGCUGGCCGCGCCAAGGAACGGCUUGCAACCACCCUGAAGCAGCAGGAUAAGGUGGAACAGCUGAUGCUGCCGAGCGCCCGUCAGAGACUCCAAGCUUUGGAGACAGAGCCCAGUAAUGAGGAGUUAGCUGACGUGCUGUUAGGAAUCGGAACCACAAUCCCCGAGCCAGUGUUCCUGUGCUCCAUCGAGCCUCCGAGCAUUGCGUACCAGAACGCACUUGACAUAGCACUUGCCGAGCUCACCCGGGAAGACCCGAGUCUUCGCGUCUCCACCGAUGACGAGACCGGCCAGAUGGUCUUGGCUGGCAUGGGCGAGCUUCACCUAGAAAUCAUAAAGGAGCGAAUCAUCCGCGAGUACAAGAUAGAAGUGGAACUAGGGCUGCUUCAGAUCGCCUACCGCGAGGCUCUGGUAGGAACCGCUAAGCAUACCCUAGCGGUGGACAGGAAGAUCGGCAGCUUCAAGCAGCAGGUCAAGAUCACCAUGUCUGCCAAGAAUGCGAAGGUCGCGCAUGAUAAGGUGUUGAGGCUAGACAAAUCGGCCGAAAGCGCGGCCAACCUGUCUCACAUCCACCCUCGCACGCUGCAGACCAUAAACACCGCCGUCGCCACGGCCCUACAGCACGGGCCCAAGCUUGGCUGCCCGCUGGUGGACGUGCAGGUGACGCUACACUGGCUGGAAGUGACGCGCAGCACGUCCGACUCCGUGCUCGGCGCCACCGUCGUGCAGUGCCUCCGGAAGGUGUUCGAGGAAGCAGACUCAAUGCUGCUAGAACCUGUGAUGUCAUUGGAAGUAGUGUGUCCCGAAAGCCACGCGGCGCGAGUGUUGACCGACCUCACGCGGCGCCGCGCUGAGAUCAGACACAUACAGCUGCGACACCAGAACAAGGUGAUCGAGUGCCUCGCGCCGCUGUCCGAACUGCUGGGCUACUCGACGACACUCCGGUCUCUGAGCUCGGGACUGGCAUCCUUCUCCAUGGAGUUCCACUCCAACCGCCAGAUGGCACCGCACGACGAGGAGAAGGCCAUCAGAAACGUCACCGGCUUCUGAUGUCACAGUGAGGAUUAUUGAAGUUUUUAUUGUUUUGCCUUAACACAAAUGGGGUAAGGUUUAAAAUGGAGUGGCAAUAGGGCAAGAACGGAAGAAAAUCUGAAGAAAGGAUAGUUUAAGCCUUGAUCACACGUACCGAGUAAUCGAGCGAGACAGUGCUCUCGGCCGAGUACUCGGUGCGUAUGAACAUAGCGCCGAGUGCUCGGCCGAGCAAAGCGGCGAGACAGUAGCUCGACUCCCGUUCUACUUACUAGGCCGAGUGUCCACCCUCCCGCUGCCCCGCACUCUCGCUCGCUCGCUCGGCAGGUCUGAACGUGCACUGUCUCGCCACUCACCACUCGGCCAAAUGAUUGACGUCACGUCCACAGAUUAGAGAAAAAGAAAAGUCUCAAUAAAACUGAACUGACUGUGCUAAUUUCAAAACACGUGUGAACAGCUACUCGCUUACAUCAUUGUCUCGACCGAGUAACCAUUUUAGAAUCUCGCCCGUUUACUCGGUACGUGUGAUCAAGGCUUUAGUGGCGAA